Molecule: messenger RNA, 4661 nt
Organism: Sinocyclocheilus anshuiensis
Lineage: Eukaryota; Metazoa; Chordata; Actinopteri; Cypriniformes; Cyprinidae
Product: calcium/calmodulin-dependent protein kinase type II subunit gamma-like
Exons: 22
Coding region: 304-2127 (607 amino acids)
Biological process (GO): protein phosphorylation
Molecular function (GO): calcium/calmodulin-dependent protein kinase activity; calmodulin binding; ATP binding
Source: RefSeq, a predicted model, not a curated record
ACCGCAGCAGUCAGUCCACUCAGCAAGAGCGCGACGUCGUUUUGUCGCGUCGCUUGCUCGGACUGUGUGUGUGUGUGUGUGUCACUUCUCGACGUCGACAGAGAAAAUCUCGCGUGGCUGGCAGCUCUCUCUCGCCAUCUCCACCAGCAACACACGCACGCCACUUACCAGCAGCACCUCUCUCUUCUUUCACCCCCACCUCCUCCUUUCUCUCUCUCCCUUUGAGUGAGCGAGAGAUCUCCCGAAACCUGAGCGAGGCGGUCCCGGAGACACCAUAGUGGCGAUAUCCUCCUAAAGCGCAACAUGGCUACAAUUGUAACCUCCACCAGGUUUACAGACGAAUAUCAGCUGUACGAAGAGCUCGGAAAGGGUGCCUUUUCUGUUGUUCGGCGAUGUGUAAAGAAAUCAACCAGCCAGGAAUAUGCUGCUAAGAUCAUCAACACAAAAAAGCUGUCAGCAAGAGAUCAUCAGAAGCUAGAAAGAGAGGCCCGCAUCUGCCGUCUGCUCAAACAUUCCAACAUAGUGCGUCUCCAUGACAGUAUCGCAGAAGAAGGCUUUCAUUACCUGGUCUUUGACCUUGUGACUGGUGGAGAAUUGUUUGAAGACAUUGUCGCAAGAGAAUAUUACAGUGAAGCAGAUGCAAGUCAUUGCAUCAAUCAGAUCCUGGAAAGCGUCAGCCACAUCCACCAGCAUGACAUUGUGCACAGGGACCUCAAGCCAGAGAACCUGCUGUUAGCCAGUAAGAUGAAGGGGGCAGCAGUGAAGUUGGCUGAUUUUGGCCUUGCCAUCGAGGUGCAAGGAGAUCAGCAGGCCUGGUUCGGUUUUGCAGGCACCCCUGGAUACCUCUCCCCUGAAGUCCUGAGAAAGGAUCCCUAUGGCAAACCAGUGGAUAUCUGGGCUUGUGGUGUGAUCUUGUAUAUCCUGCUGGUGGGUUACCCUCCUUUCUGGGACGAGGACCAGCACAAACUGUAUCAACAGAUCAAGGCUGGAGCCUAUGAUUUUCCCUCUCCAGAGUGGGACACUGUUACCGCAGAGGCCAAAAACCUCAUCAACCAGAUGUUGACCAUCAACCCAGCGAAGAGGAUCACAGCUGACCAAGCACUCAAACAUCCGUGGGUCUGUCAACGCUCCACUGUCGCCUCCAUGGUGCAUCGUCAAGAAACCGUUGAGUGUCUGCGCAAGUUCAACGCCCGCAGAAAACUAAAGGGGGCCAUUUUGACCACCAUGCUGGUGUCCAGGAACUUCUCAGUGGGUCGGCAGCACACCAGCCCCGCCGCCCCCACCACCAGCACAGCUGCACUGGCACAAGAAGCAUGCAAAAGUUUACUGAACAAGAAGUCUGAUGGCGUGAAGCCACAGACAAACAACAACAAAAACAGUGUAGUAAGCAGCAGCACCAAAGACAGCAGCAUAUCAUCCACCGCACCAAUGGGGUCUACAGAGAGCUGUAACACCACAGAAGAGGAGGACAUGAAAGGUAGGAAAGUAUCGGUGGGUGGGGCUAGCAAUGACAGUGCAGUGGUGAACCAGUGCAGUGCCUCUGAGGAGCCAGCUCCUCAACCCGAGGCCUCUCCCCCCUGCCCACCGCCCACCGAUCCACCACAUGAUGUUAAGAAUGUAGCUUGGAGCAGUUCAGGUCAGAGCUCCUGUCCUGAUUUAGAGCCUGCUGUACCUGCUUCAGCCUCCACAACACCAGGGGGCAGCAGCGUGCACAGGCAGCAGUCACGAAAGCAGGAGAUCAUUAAAAUCACAGAGCAGCUGAUUGAGGCCAUCAACAACGGAGAUUUUGAAGCUUACACGAGGAUCUGUGACCCUGGCCUGACCUCUUUUGAGCCCGAGGCACUUGGAAACCUGGUUGAGGGAAUGGACUUCCAUAAGUUCUACUUUGAGAAUUUGCUGAGUAAGAACAGUAAGCCUGUGCAUACAACCAUCCUGAACCCUCACGUGCACCUGAUUGGAGAGGACGCCGCCUGCAUCGCCUAUAUCCGACUGACACAGUACAUGGACAGCCAGGGCCGGGCACGCAGCAGCCAGUCGGAGGAGACACGCGUGUGGCACCGCCGAGAUGCCAAGUGGCUCAACAUCCACUUCCACUGCUCUGGAGCUCCUGCCGCACCUCUACAGUGAAUCACAGAGGGCAAAGCAUGCCUGAAUACUAAAGCUGAUUGGAGCAUUUCUUCUCCGUGCACGUCUUGCCGCCUGGAGCCCGGCCAGAAGAGAACCUCUUGAAGUUUUGAAAACGUGAGGGAAAAAAUUGACACAACUAAGAAAUAUAUUUAAAAGCGGCCACCACUUCAGUCCAACUCUAGCUAGAUGUGGGGCGGGCAGCCACGGCAGCAGCCCUGCCUUCUGGAUGCUGCAUGCUUCUAAUGCCCACACGGGGCGCUGUAUUGUCUUUACCCAUAAUCCCAUACUGUCUGCUGCCCAACAUUCGGAAAUGGUGUUUAAAAUUAUUAGUAAUAUAUUGUAAAAUACUGAGAUCUUCACUUGUGUAAUUAACAGCCAGUAGAGAUGGAAGUUAGAAUCAGAAAUGUGAAUCGUUGAAGAGCACACGCCGUUUUAAGGGUAAAUGAUGUGAGUUUAUUACAUUUAAGAAAACAUUUUUCUGUUUUGUUUUUCUUUUCUUUUUACGCAAAGAAUGUGGUGGCAUGGCAUAUCAGAGGGAACGAAAAAAUGUAUCAGACGUUGAAGCACCAAAGUGUAGACUCUAGACGUUGAGAAGAGGAUGUUUUAAUGUUGCUUUUAUUUUCUUUGAAAUUGAGGAAUGGGGUUGGGGAAGAUUUAUUUUCUGGCUUUCUGUCGUGUUUUGGUGGAUCUCUUGGUUUUUAUCUUCUGAAUGAUGCGGUAUUUGAAAGUAUUUUGUGUUUUCAAGACAAUUGUUUUAAAGUGGGACACGAUUUAAUAUAGUUGUGCAUAAAUAGAUAUUUAUAAAAGAGAAAGGACAAAACAGUAUGUGGUGUCUGGGGGGGUGAUGUGUGUGUUUGUGUACGUAUAAAUGUUUUUUCUUGGGUUCAAGAUGCUUGUUGCUAUGUAGUGUUUUGCGUAAAUCUUCUUAACACACACUUCCACAUGAGGCCUGAACUCAAGUUGGGUUGGUUUACUUGCCUUCCUGUAUGUUUGCACCCAUAACCUCUAGGCUCUCUGAACCUGAAGUUGCAGAACCCUCACUUUCUUUGAAUCGAGUUUGUUGUAUGUCUCUUGGUCCCCAGGGGGCGCUAAACACUAUACACGACAUGCUCAUCAUAACCCUUGCUCUCCCUCCCAGAGUUACUCUGCUCACCUUUUAGGCUUCCAGCUGCUGUGCAUAUCAUUUUUUAGACUAUAAGCAUGUCGAGAAAAACAAAACAAAAAACAAAUAAAAUGGCCUGUACUGUUUUGCACAUAAGCUUGAGACUCUAUGCUGUUCUGUUCACUUUUUGUGGACUGCUUUGCAACUUCAGGUUAUGAAAUCCAUCCUUAGGGGUCCAUGCUCUAGAAGAAGACCCAAACUGUCACAUUAUCUCUCCAUGAGUGUUUGUACACUUGUUCUGAUGCUGUUUACGUUGUCUCAUCAUCAUACAUUGUGACUUUAGAAGACUUGAUUGUGGUUUGUUAAGAUCACCUGACCAUCUAUAGGCAGGGAUUUGAAUGAAAAUGAUUUGAUGAAUGCAGUUCCAUGGUGUUUUGGGGUCCAUUCUAUGGUAGAAUCUGUUCUGGGUAUGUUGAUCUUGUUUUAUUUUUUUUUUCUCCAGUAUAACCUGUAAAUACUAAUGCAGAUCAUUGAUGAGGGAUGAAUCGGGAACGCUUAGCCAUUCAUCUUCAUCCAGAUGCCCGUAGACUCACAGACUUUCAGUACACACAACUCGCUGUUUUGGUAAACAACUCACGUAGUUAAAAAAAAAUGUUGUUUUGGGUGUGUUAAAGCACAUGGACACAUUGUGCUCCCUUUAAAGCUUAUCUGUGUGACUGUCAUACAUCUGAACACUGUUCUUGACUGUGUUAUUAUGUAGAUUCCUGUGUGUGAAUUGUGGAGGUUUAACGUUCCCCCUUUUAUUCUGUGCUAAGCCAUUUCUUGUGACAUUUUACCUUUUAAAGUUGGGCAAACUUUGCACCCAACUCUAUAUGUUCAAAAAAGGGAGGAAAGAGAGUACUCCUACCCUAAGGCAUCUUGUUAGUGAGUUCACUUGUCCACAGAUGAAACCGUCUGGCACUGUGAUGUCUGCCAUAUCUUCAUACUGUCCCUGCUGUAGUGUGUCUUAUAACAGUGUGUUCAGCCCUAGUCUCUGGCCACUUCUGUCACUCAUAGUGCGUCCUCUCAGAUAUGAGUGUCCUUGUUUAAAAAAAAGUGCAGUUUAGUCAGUCACACAUACAUAAAAAAUGUAAAUGAUUAAGAGAUGUUUCCAGAUGCAGGAGUUCAUAGUUCUUGUAUUUCUUAUGACUGUUAGAUGGACACAAACGCCUUUGUAUGCGAAGUGAAUAAUUCCUGAACUAAAUAACUCCCACAUCCAAACCAUAUAUGCAGUUCAGCAGAAGGAAAAUAUGCAUGUGUAACUUUCUGGUAAUACUUUUCACUGUCUGUGUUAAUUAGAAUUGAAUUAUGUAUAUAUUCCCUGCAUCUUCAAGGUAAAUGAAAUGUGGCUUGGUUGGUUUCCAAUGCUACAAUCAAAAGCUAAUUUUGUAAA